UUUUGUUUGUUUUUUUUUGCAGAUGACAGAAGACGUCGCCCGGAAGAAGAGCGAGUAUCAGAAGCACCUGGAGUACUACAAGAUGCUGCGAGGGCGAUUCGAAGAGAUCAUCAAAUCGGGUCGCUCCGGUCGCAAACUUGACGACGUCAUCGACAAGUAUCAGAAAGCCUGCCGGAAACUGCACCUAGCACACAACGAGUACGUCCUGCUGCUGAGCGAGGCGGCCGAAAUCGAAAAGGGACAUCCGCACCAUCCUAAUGCCCCGGAUUACUGGAGCACCAGCAGUCCCAACAGGAGGCAUUCAUUCUCACGUGGCGUAAUCUCCUGCAGGACAUGUCCAAACUGGGUGACCUCACAUCGGACAAGUACAGCGAAAUCCAGCAGCGGAUAGAAACGAACAUCAGCAGUAUCAGCCCGGCCGAGGAGUACCGGGAGUUCACC
Messenger RNA from Aedes aegypti (yellow fever mosquito), 441 nucleotides. RefSeq names its product tyrosine-protein kinase Fer-like. Bases 23 to 391 code for a protein of 122 amino acids. The transcript is spliced from 3 exons. The record is from RefSeq and is a predicted model, not a curated record. NCBI's taxonomy places the organism in Eukaryota, Metazoa, Arthropoda, Insecta, Diptera, Culicidae.